AUGAGCACCGUAGGUGGCAACAGCGCCGGGCAUGGCGCCCGGAACGCCAACAUCGACCAUUAUGACAUCGAGAUCGGCCUUGACUGGGGCACGUUCAAGUGGGUGGCUGCGUACGCAUUAUCCUUGCAGGGAGAACACGUCGUAACGCCCUCGCCCCUCAUGAUCUCAGACGUGAGCCAUAAAGUGCGUAUGAUGGCUACCUGGGACCACCAAAACCGCUUCAUCCACGGCUAUGAGCUCCAAGGCUUGGCCAACAGAGACAGGAACAUCUCGGACAGGAUCAUCGACCACUUCAAGCUCGGUCUGUCCGACAGUCCUGAAGUCUCUAGCAUCAGGGCCAGAAAUGAGAGAAUCCUCGCCGACAUUCCUGGAAGAGACUUCAAUGCUCUGAUCACCGAGCACAUGCGAGCUGUCAUUGCAGACAUCAAACAAUCCCUCCGCGAUUCUGCUGAACUGAAGCUACGCUUCAACGAGGCCCAGCGCGACAAGCUACUCGACCGUUUGCUCGUGCGCAUCACUGUCCCGCAGAUGCGAGUCAAAGUGAAGAAUGGAAGGCUCUCGCCCGAUAUUCUCAAAAAGGGCGACGUGAUGGCUGUGAUGGACCUGGGCUCAGGCACUGGCGAUUUUGGUGCUUUCCUGCUUCGCGAGCUGCUGACCUCGUCGAGUCGCCUCGAUAUGACCGGACAUGGCAGUAGUGGAGAACUGUGUGGCUCUUUUCGAGUGGAUCAGAAUCUCUAUGAGGCGAUCAAGAGGCGCGAAGGCCGGGAUUGGGUUGUCAACUCUGUCUCUGCGCUCCAAGUAGCAGAGCGUGACUUUGAACGCCGCGCACUCAUUGCGAUUGAGGAGAUCAAGCAGAACUUCAAAGAGACGGAUGAUGUGUGUUUUGGCAUGAUCAAAGGCAUUGGUGCUGCUGCCGUACCAAUCAGCUUCACAAAGGAGGAAAUCAUCACGGCUCUCGAUGAAGUCAUCGCCAGGAUUUUCAGCGCCAUGGACAAGCUCGUGUCAAAGCAGACGCCAAGUUUGAUCCAGGUCACGGGCGGCUUCGCGAAGAGCUGGUAUUUGAUGAAGCAGAUUCGCGAGAGAUACAGCAGUGAGCGAACGGUAGUCGUGCGGCCAAACGACACCGACGUUGGCGCUUGCUUUCCAGUGGCUGUGGGCUCGCUGCUUCGAUACGACAACAUCACUAUGCAGACUCUCCCAUCGCAGUAUGGCUACGCUUUGCUCCAGCGAGAGGUGUACCUCAAGGAUGUACACACAGAAUCGCGCGACGUCAGCAAGACCGGGAAGAGAACUUACCAGAAGCCAUGGGUUCUGGGGAGCCCAUACCAAAAGAAUGUUGACAUUGUCGAAGAUCGCAUCCUCAACAUCGUGCCAAAGGGCACAGUCAUGAAGCCAGGGGACCACGUCCUGAAGUUCAAGCGGAAGCUCGACUACUUCGUCCCGGUGGACAACCCUCGUAUCAACGACGAGUUUGUCUAUCUUGACAAGACUUUCCACGACCACGCUGCCUCUCGCGAUCAUGAGAAAGAGCAGCGCAACCUCAAGCCUGGUGAGCCGCAGUCGGCUGUGAAGCGGAUCUUCCGUGACGGAGUCCACCACUGGGUCUCUCUCGACAUUGCGCUACCAGAGGCGCAGAUUCAGGGAUUCAAGAAGACGAGGGCUGCAGAUGGCAAGGACUAUUACGAGCUUGAGGCUCGUGUCGUAGUUCGGCUUGUGUUGGAGGACAUGCAGAUUGACUUCGAGAUUCUGAAGCCCACGAAAUCUGGCAAGCGCAAGGCCAAGAAGGCGGACGACGAGAGAAUGGAGGUUGACAGCGGUGACGAGCUUCUGGACGAUGUGGCGUUCGUAGUGAGGGAUAGAGUCUGGGAUGGUGCUCACUCUGAUUUCGCCCAGGCCUGA
Zasmidium cellare ATCC 36951 is the source of this 1899-nucleotide messenger RNA. RefSeq lists its product as uncharacterized. Lineage: Eukaryota; Fungi; Ascomycota; Dothideomycetes; Mycosphaerellales; Mycosphaerellaceae. Bases 1 to 1899 code for a protein of 632 amino acids. The record is from RefSeq and is a predicted model, not a curated record. The transcript is spliced from 2 exons.